AUGUCUAAAGUUGAUGAAGAAGCGAUUGUUCCUGAAAACGGAGAGUCAAUCGAGAUAAGUGAAGAGUUAGACUACGAGUCAGAUGUAAGUUUGGAUGAAGAAGAUGAAGAAUUGAUCGGUAGAAUAUUUUAUGGGAAUUUACCCCAAUCAUUAGAGAACGAUGACGAAUUGAGAAUAACAGAGGAUGAAGAAGAAUUGUCAGAUAUAACGGACUUGGAAGAUAUCGAAGAUGAAGAGUUGGUGCAGAAGUACAAAAAACUUAAAUCAUUGAAAGUUGACAAGAACUUGACCGAAGAAGAAAGAAAAAGACUUAUGAUGAUGAAUUUCACAGAAGAUCAAAUGGAUAGAUUUGAAGCAUAUAGAAGAACAACCAUUAACAAACCAGGAGUGAAAAAAAUAUGUAACGCAGUUCUUGGGCACUCGAUACCGCAAAAUAUAUCUGUUAUAUUAGCAGGGUUGUCGAAGCUGUAUUUAAGUGAAAUCAUUACCAAAGCAUAUGAGGUUCAAGAGAAAGAAUUCAAAUCCAAAUUGAUUGAGGAUAUAGAAAUCAAAAAGAACAACAAAAGGAAAAUUAUCAACGGAUUGAGCGGUCAGAAUGAAAUAGAAAUUGACAAUAUAAAGUUAUCAUAUCAAGGUGAUUACUCCCAAUCGUUACAGCCACAACACAUAAGAGAAGCCAUAAGGUUGUUCAAAUUAGAGAAUUCAGGGUAUUUUAAUGAUACUUGGCGUGCGGAAGGUGAAGCUGAUGGAAAGUUCUUCAGAUGA
Yamadazyma jaroonii is the source of this 765-nucleotide messenger RNA. NCBI's taxonomy places the organism in Eukaryota, Fungi, Ascomycota, Pichiomycetes, Serinales, Debaryomycetaceae. The record is from the annotation of a GenBank genome assembly.